This is a messenger RNA of Paramecium sonneborni, 366 nucleotides long. The record is from the annotation of a GenBank genome assembly. NCBI's taxonomy places the organism in Eukaryota, Ciliophora, Oligohymenophorea, Peniculida, Parameciidae.
AUGGAGAAAUAUGAGUAAUUAGAUUCUUUAUAUGCAAAAGUCUUUUUCAUUUUGCAACAAUUAUUAAAAGCAGAAAUAAUUACUCAAUAUGAGAAAGAUCAGUUUAAGGGUAUUUUAUAUUAAUACUAUAAAGACUUUAUAAUUUAAAACGACUAAUCUAUUAAAAAUUUAAUUGUAGUGGAUAGUUAUCAAGAACUGUUUGAAAAUAUUUAAGAAUUUAUUUAUAAAAAAAGGGGUAAUUUAGAAGGUUUGUCUGAUUUUGAAGACGAUGAUUCAACUAGCAAAAGUUUGAAGCAUUAUUUAAGAAACAAAUUAAAACUGGAAUUAAAAUAGAGUAAUUUUAAUUUAGCACUAAAGAAAAUUUGA